AUGUCGACUACCGCUACUGCAACGACAACUGAAACUGUCACUCAAGCUGUCCAGAGCCUUACUCUGAAACCAGCUAAGCAACAUGUUGAAAUAUUCAGGAAAGAUUACAAGCCCACUAUAUACGACAUUGAGCAUGUGUAUCUAGAUUUCGAUCUUCAUGAGACCGCCACCGUUGUGAAAGCUGAAUUGUUGAUGCACCGAAAGGAAGGAACCGCUCCCGCUGACCUUGUGUUACACGGUGAUGAACUCGAUUGCAAAAAGGUUGCAGUAGAUGGCAAAGAACUAGAGAAACGUGCGAUCACCGGAUACAGCAUCGACGAUGAUGGAAAUCUCACCAUACCAGUCUCAUACUUACCUGCUGAGGCUGGAAAGCAGUUCAAGGUUAACACAGAAGUUGUGAUCAACCCAACGGCCAAUCUACAACUUUCAGGACUAUACAAAAAUAGUCAAUUGUUCACUACACAAUGUGAAUCGCAUGGGUUCAGACGUAUCACAUUUUUCUUGGACCGUCCUGACGUGCUCUCAAAGUUCAGAGUUCGAGUACAAGCGGACAAACAACAGUGUCCAGUACUAUUGUCUAACGGUAACAAGGUAAUGAGCGGUGUAUCAGGAAGUAAGAUCUUUGCCGAGUUCGUUGACCCCUACCCUAAACCUUCCUAUCUUUUUGCACUAGUUGCAGGAAACCUUAAGUCAAUACACAGCACUUUCCGCACAAUGAGCGGUCGUGAAGUUUUCGUUGAGGUGUCCUCGGAGCCGGAAGACUCGUCGAAAUUGCAUUGGGCGUUGGAGAGCGUUUUGAAGGCCAUGAAGUGGGACGAGGAGUCAUACGGUAGAGAGUACGACCUUGACGAGUUCCACGUAGUAUGCACACGCGCAUUCAAUUUCGGCGCCAUGGAGAACAAAGGUUUGAACAUAUUCAACUCUGCGCUCCUUUUGGCAGAUGUCAACACUACAACCGAUUCCGAAUUUAUCACUAUCAUGAGUGUAGUAGGACAUGAGUAUUUCCACAACUGGACUGGAAACCGUGUAACGUGCCGUGAUUGGUUCCAAUUGACCCUCAAAGAAGGUUUAACGGUAUUCCGUGAGGCAGAAUUUGCCGGAGACAUGUCGUCGCCACUGCUUACACGUAUUACAGAUGUACGUAAUUUGAUGACAUACCAGUUUACCGAAGAUUCUGGACCUAUGGCGCAUCCCAUCAGGCCGGAAAGCUACAUUUCUAUGGACAAUUUCUACACUACUACAGUGUACGAUAAAGGUGCUGAGGUAAUCGGUAUGUACAAGACACUUCUGGGCAAGGAAGGUUUCAGAAAGGGCAUGGACCUAUAUUUCGAGCGCCACGAUAUGCAGGCUGUAACGUGUGACGACUUCCGAGCUGCUAUGGCAGAUGCUAAUGGAGUUGAUCUAACACAGUUUGAGCGUUGGUAUUUCCAGGCAGGCACUCCAGAGGUAGAGGUUGUUGAGGCUGUUCGUGAAGGUAAUGCGUUCCGCCUGCGCUUGAGACAGCACACUCCACCUACACCACGUCAAGAAACAAAACUCCCGUUCCACAUACCUAUAAAGAUAGGUUUAUUGGGCAAGAACUCGAAGCGUGACCUUAAGGGUACUAUGGUGAUUGAACUACGUAAUGCUGAGGGCACCUUCAUCAUCAACGAUGUGGACGAAGACUGUGUAUUGUCAUUUAACCGUGGCUUUUCUGCGCCUAUUAAGGUAAAAUUAGAUCAAACAGACGAUGAUCUCUUGUUUUUGAUGUCACACGAUACUGAUGGAUUGAACCGUUGGGAGGCUGCUCAAAGAAUGCGUACAAAGGUCAUCCUGGAAAACCUUGAAAAGUCGGUACCCAUCAACGAAGCCAUUUUUGAGUCGAUUAAGUCUAUUCUAUCAUCUGAUCUCGAUGAUAACGAAAAGGCGUUGUGUAUCAUGCUACCGGACACUCAGACUCUGGUUGCUGAGCUGGAGACCUACGACCCUUACAUCUUAUGGGAUGCUGUACGUCGCGUUCGCAAAACAAUUUUGGACAAGUGUGAACCUGAAUUCUUGCGCCACUAUGAAAGGCUACGUGCGGAUGAUGACACUUUAGAAAAGGCUGACAUGGCUCGUCGCUACCUACGCAACACUUUGCUGGGAUACCUGGUGUGCCGUGGUGAUGCCGCUGCGGUCGAGCUCGCGAAACAACACUACAAGGCUGCUAGAACGAUGACCGAUCGUUACUACGCAUUUGUGCAGUUGAUGAAUAUGGACUUUGCUGGAAAGGAUGAUAUAGUGUCGGACUUCUAUGAGCGUGCUGAAGGGUUCGCUUUGGUGAUCGAUAAGUGGUUCAGUGCGCAGGCAUUCAGCGAUGCUACUGACUGCCUGGAGCGCGUACGUAAGCUGUCAACCCACAAAGAUUUCACCAACACAAACCCCAACCGUGCCAACUCGUUGGUUCGUGCCUUCACUCGCAGUGUACGAUUCCAUGACCCUUCUGGUGCCGGUUACAAGUUCGUAGCUGACCAGAUUUUGGCUGUGGAUCCAAUAAACUCGCAUGUAUCGUCGCAUCAGGCAAUCCACCUUACUAAGUUCAAGAAGUUGGACGCAACACGUCGAUCUUUGAUGAUCGCUGAGCUGGGCCGUAUCAUCAAGACCCCCGAUAUCUCCAAGAACCUUUACGAGGUUGUGCAGAAAUCGCUAGAUUAUGCAAAAGAACAGGGAUUUACCUCUUAG
Messenger RNA from Babesia sp. Xinjiang, 2700 nucleotides. Its product is annotated as Puromycin-sensitive aminopeptidase. Lineage: Eukaryota; Apicomplexa; Aconoidasida; Piroplasmida; Babesiidae. The record is from RefSeq and is a predicted model, not a curated record. Gene Ontology annotation, cellular component: cytoplasm. The coding region runs from base 1 to 2700 and encodes 899 amino acids. Gene Ontology annotation, biological process: proteolysis. The transcript has a single exon. Gene Ontology annotation, molecular function: metallopeptidase activity; aminopeptidase activity; zinc ion binding.